GAUACAACCCCCGUCUGCCUCUUCGCCGCCUCACGUCCGAGCACCACUUUAAACGGUGGCUCCGACUCCCCUCCAAACCCUCCGAUACUCGCCGCGGUUCCGCCUCCCCGCGCGUUAGCUGGGAGCGGCAGCGGGCGAGCACGCGUCUGCCAUGUGGUGGCUAUUCCGCGCCUUGUCGAGCGCCAUCUUCCUCCUAAGCAUCGUUUUAUCGAUACCCAUCGCCUUCGACGUCGGUGGCCGCGAUGCCGGCCUCGCCUACUCCCUAUCGCUCUUCCUUUUCUACUUCUUCUACAGCACCAUCAACCUCCUUACCCCGGAUUCGUCGCGCGUAAGAUGGGCCUUCACAAACCUGGUCCGCUUCUCCCAGGGCCUCGUCAUGCCGAUCCUGCUUAUAUGGGCUCUGAAUCGAUUCUCGGUGGAUGCUGGUAGCACGGAUUGGGUCUCGCGCACAGUUGCGCACGUCACAUCACACGCGAAACCUAGCACUUGGCAUGAGUGGUUCUUUGGGCAAGGGGGCAUCCUAGAGAGCGUGACACUGGGUGGAUGGGAUAAGACGCUGAGGUAUUCGAGUCCAGUCUUCCAACUGCUGGAAGGUUUCUGCAGUCUCUUGGUCAUUCAGGCUGCGGGUCAGAUCACCAGGUGGCUGGUGAACCGUGGGCGGAGCGAUACAUGGCUGAUUGUCCUUCUCGUCUUCUCCGGCUCGGUUAUAUCAAGCGCCGUCUACUUCCUCUGGAGAGUCGCACGAUUCCCACAGAUCAGCAACCUCGAUGCCACGCUCAUCGGCGUGACAAUGACAUCAGCCGUCUUCCUCUGCGCCCUGGGCAUCGGCAGUGGGAGAGGGAACCCUGUUGAAUCCUCACUGCUAUUCGCCUAUAUUGUCCUUUGCGUCUAUCAGAUAUUCACCGACUAUAUGCCGUCCUCGGCGGCGGACGCGGCGGCGGCGGCAGAACAGCAUGCCGCCAACCAGCCCGAAUUCCCACCGUUGCCACCUAUAAUCAUGGCUUCAUACUCCACACUAAUGCACAUGCUCAGCAACCUCCCUUAUGCCGUGAGCUCCUCCUUCCAGUUCCUCUACGCCGCAUUCCAAACAAUAACCCCGAGCGUCAUCAUCUCGCUCACCUACCGCAUCAUCGUCUUCUACUGCGCCACGCGAAUCAUCCCUGCAGUGAGAGAGUCAGGGGCAAGGGCACUCUCGCAGGACCCAUCGCUAGAGGAUAGCGACGCAGCCUCGCGGCUUCUCGGGUUUCUGGGCUGGUUCUCGCCGUCGGUGCUCAUCGCCGUCUACACGAGCUUACUGCUCCAACACUUUACCGUAUCGAAUGACGGGGAUGACCUGGGCUGGACGUUAAGAGGUGGUGAUUCUGGCGGGAACAUGUGGAGGUGGAUAAACGUGGCGGCUACAAUGGGAUUGUAUUCCGUGGAGCUUUACCUGGGGGGCGACGGAGAUGCGGGGCUGGGAGGCCAUUGGAAGACGGAUUAGACCGCCACAAAAUUCGAGCGGUCGGGCCGUUCUUGACCAACAGCCGAGUCCUAGGGACGGAUAUCGGGGAGUCGCAGGCACGGAACGUCUCACAGAGAUACCCACAUGAAU
This is a messenger RNA of Phialemonium atrogriseum, 1591 nucleotides long. Its product is annotated as ICE2-domain-containing protein. NCBI's taxonomy places the organism in Eukaryota, Fungi, Ascomycota, Sordariomycetes, Cephalothecales, Cephalothecaceae. Gene Ontology annotation, cellular component: cortical endoplasmic reticulum; endoplasmic reticulum membrane; perinuclear endoplasmic reticulum. Gene Ontology annotation, biological process: endoplasmic reticulum inheritance. Bases 152 to 1480 code for a protein of 442 amino acids. The transcript has 2 exons. The record is from RefSeq and is a predicted model, not a curated record.